AACAGGCCUCUCUGGGUUGCUGUUCAUUGAAUGAUGUGGCAUGCCGAAUUAUGACUCGUGUUAUUGGCCACUACCCUCACCGCAAGCAGAUGCUUAUUGACUGUGGCUUCACUGCUUUAACCAAGCAAGGACUAAAUGCUAAUAAAAUUGUUUCUGGAUAUGCUGUAUUUGAAUAUCAUCCACAUCUCAAACUAAUUGAAUUGACUCAGGAAGUUGGCAAAGUUGAAGCUGUUGAUGAUGCUCUUGAUGUCAAUAGAUAUCCAAUAGGAACUGUGCUUUUCUUGUACCCUUAUCAAGCCUGUGCAGCAGCAGCUCUUCACCCAGUUUAUUAUAUUCACAAAGAUGAUGUCGUGCAGGAGGAGUGGAGACCUGUUCGUGGAUGGUAGACCCAAAGGAUAAUCUGUACUUGUUGCUGGAGAAACAUCCAUGAAGAGAAAUUUGUGUUUUAUGUUUGUUAGUAGUAGUGAAGAGACAUUGCAAAACUUUGAAGAUUUAAUUAAGAUGUAUGGGCAGCUCAGUGAAUACUUUUCAGGCAGC
Molecule: messenger RNA, 537 nt
Organism: Schistocerca piceifrons (Central American locust)
Lineage: Eukaryota; Metazoa; Arthropoda; Insecta; Orthoptera; Acrididae
Product: D-threo-3-hydroxyaspartate dehydratase-like
Exons: 3
Coding region: 51-386 (111 amino acids)
Biological process (GO): D-serine catabolic process
Molecular function (GO): D-serine ammonia-lyase activity
Source: RefSeq, a predicted model, not a curated record